UUGACAAAUACUUAAUAGUUAAUACUCAAACAUUAUCGUCGUCGCUUCCUAAUAUUUGUCAUAAUUCUAGGAUAUACCUAUUAAUUGUGUUCUCACUGAUUAUUAAAUUCAAAAGAAAUAUAUAUGUUUUAAUAUGUUACCUGAUAGGAAAAAAUAUAUGAAUGAGUGACACCGGUAGUGAUAUAGAAGCGACUGAGCAUACUGCACUCAUGGACGGACAUAUAGCUGAGGCCCGCCCAGACAGGGAAGUUGCUGAACGCAUCGCGAGAAAACGUAAAACAAAGUCGGACACAACCCGUAACUAUGGAACAGUGGAACAGCCAGAUAGUAGGCAGGCAGGCGCAGGAGGCUCCCGUCGGAAUCCCUCGGAGGAAACGGCAGACCAGAGUGAAGAAAUGGAGUUGAAAUAUGGUGCGCGACAUGUCAUUAAACUGUUUGUGCCAGUAACCUUGUGCAUGAUGGUAGUGGUCGCCACUAUAUCAUCCAUUACUUUUUACUCCGUGAAAGAUGUCUACUUGGCAUAUACUCCGUUCCAUGAGGAGAGUCCUCACGCUGCGACGAAAGUGUGGAAUGCUCUCGCAAAUUCGAUGAUCCUGCUGUGUGUGAUAGCUUUUAUGACGGUGUUGCUUAUAGUACUGUACAAGAAACGCUGCUACAAGGUCAUCCAUGGCUGGUUGAUACUGUCUUCGCUGAUGCUACUUUUCUUGUUCUCAUAUCUGUAUAUAGAGGAAGCGCUGCGAGCGUAUAACAUCCCACUGGAUUAUAUAACAAUAUUUUUUGUGAUGUGGAACUUUGGUGUGAUGGGAAUGAUCACCAUUCACUGGAAGGGUCCGCUGCGAAUGCAGCAGGCAUACCUCAUAUUUAUUGCGGCAUUGAUGGCACUGGUUUUUAUUAAAUAUCUGCCGGAAUGGACAACAUGGGCUGUCCUAGCUGUUAUAUCAAUUUGGGAUUUGAUAGCCGUCCUCACACCAAAAGGACCUCUGAGGAUACUCGUUGAGACGGCUCAGGAGAGAAAUGAACCGAUAUUCCCAGCACUUAUUUAUUCAUCGACGGUGAUGUACAUGCUGGCAGCGGUCGAAGGUGAGCGCGAGCUGCGCCCUCUACAGCCGCAUGGAUCUUCGAACUCGGAGGGUAACGUUAACUCCGGGGGAGAUGGUGACGGUGAGGGAGGUUUUGAUAACGCUUGGAGGGAGCGCGCCGCAGCCGGAGCCCCGAGACACUUACGAGUGGAGGGUACAGCAUCAGCGAGAUACGUCACCAGGGUCGAGGAGCCGUCGCAGGAUGCUGAUGACGAGAAGGGCGUGAAAUUAGGUCUGGGCGAUUUCAUCUUUUACAGCGUUCUGGUUGGUAAGGCCAGCUCGUACGGCGACUGGAACACCACACUCGCUUGUUUCAUGGCCAUACUUAUUGGUCUGUGUCUCACACUGUUGUUGCUGGCUAUAUUCAAGAAGGCGUUGCCCGCUCUGCCAAUAUCAAUAACUUUCGGACUCAUUUUUUACUUCGCGACCCGAUCCAUAGCAAAACCGUUCGCGGACGCGCUCGCCGCUGACCAAGUUUUCAUUUAGCUUGCCACUAAAUAAAACUCAAUUAAUUGUAUGAAUAAUCAAUACUCUCUGUUAAACAUAAGCCGGUAGAUAAAAACUUCCCUUACUAGUUUCUUCGUACGAACUAAAUAUAAUAAUUUUUAUUCCAGCUUUUUUUUUUAUUCAAUAAAAAUAUUUAAAUAAAUUUCGACGCUUAAUAUGACUGAUUUCUAGCAUUAAUCGAAAAAUAACAAUGCCAACGUAAUUGUAACUAGAAUUUUAGAUUUCAUAUAUAAUUUAUAUGUUAAUUGCAAAAAAGCUUCGAAAAGAAACGAAGAUUGACGAAAACUAUGAAUAAAUAAACAUUAUACAGUUAAAAAUCUUAUAAGCCGUUAGAGACGCUUAGACUCGUCGUUAGAAGCUAACAUCUAAACUAAAUAAGCAUUUGUAAAUAUUUUUGUUUCACAUCACUAGUUAGGAACAUUACAUAUUGUAUUUAAUAAAAAGAAUCAUUCUAUUAGCUUACUAAUAUUAUUUAUUAUAACACACAUUUGUUUUUUGCCUAAAAAUAAUACUUCCUUUGUAUGAUCGUAUCAUUUGGUUGAAAGUAAAUUUCUGUGUGAAAAAAGUUUAAAAACCGCCAAAAGUAUCAUGAAAUUGGCGGUAAAUAUCUUUACCAACAAUUUACAUUCCAUAUAAAUAAGAUACGCUAGGAAUAUAAAGCUGUAAUCGUUUAAAAAUAAAUCCUAUCUAACAAA
Danaus plexippus (monarch butterfly) is the source of this 2281-nucleotide messenger RNA. RefSeq names its product presenilin homolog. The record is from RefSeq and is a predicted model, not a curated record. Bases 162 to 1565 code for a protein of 467 amino acids. Gene Ontology annotation, biological process: calcium ion transport; Notch receptor processing; negative regulation of apoptotic process. The transcript is spliced from 9 exons. Gene Ontology annotation, cellular component: neuronal cell body; dendritic shaft; membrane raft. NCBI's taxonomy places the organism in Eukaryota, Metazoa, Arthropoda, Insecta, Lepidoptera, Nymphalidae. Gene Ontology annotation, molecular function: aspartic endopeptidase activity, intramembrane cleaving.